Messenger RNA from Schistosoma guineensis, 732 nucleotides. The record is from the annotation of a GenBank genome assembly. NCBI's taxonomy places the organism in Eukaryota, Metazoa, Platyhelminthes, Trematoda, Strigeidida, Schistosomatidae.
CCAUGCCCAAAUAAAGAACCGACUGGAUUUAUGCUUCGUGUAUCUGGAAGCCCUGAUUCUGCUUCCCGUGGCCUCGCCGGCGUAGGUAUAGCAUUGAGUCCUAGGGCAGAACUAGCUCUCUUAGAGUGGAUCCCAGUAGACAGUCGUUUGUGCGCAAUGAGAUUAACCGAGGUCUUAGAUAGAAUUUGGGAACUGGACGUAAUCCCAUCUGACUGGUCUCAAUCACUGAUUGUGUCAGUCUAUAAGAAAGGACAAAAGUCCUCUUGUGACAAUCACAGAGGAAUCAGUUUGACUAAUAUAGUGUCUAAAAUAUUAACUUCAAUAAUACUUCGACGCCUAAUCAAAGCUCGUGAAGAGCAGACUAGAGAAAAUCAGGCUGGUUUUCGAUCUGGACGUGGUUGUAUAGAUCAGAUAUUCACACUACGUCAGGUUCUAGAACACAGACACACAUUCAGACGCCACACAAUAGUAGUAUUUCUCGUUCUUAAGGCGGCAUCCGACUCUGUUGGUCGUGAGGUUCUAUGGCAGUGUUUGUCACUGAAAGGAGUACCAAAGAAGUACAUUAACCUUAUAAAGGCUCUCUACUCGAACACAACUGGUAGAGUGAGAGCUUAUGGCGAACUGUCAUCAGAAUUGAUUACCUCAAGUGGUGUUCGUCAGGACUGUCCACUCUCCAUUCUUGUUCAACUUUGUGGUCGACGUACUUUUAGAGUAAGCGACCCUGUCUGACUC